AAAUAGAAGAUUUGAAUGGGAAAUAAAUACAGAAACGGACAAGUAUGGCAUGUUACAUGUUCUUCUCUCACUUGCUGCAUGUCCAUCUUCAAUUAAAUAUCAAUAAAUUCAAUUUUAAAUUCAUUGUUUCACUUCUUAUGUUUUUAUUAAGUUAUAAAUAUUUUUGACUUGAAGAGCUAUUUAUUUAUUUUUAAUAAAAUUUGUUUAUUGAUGUUUUUGGCAUGAAGGGAGAGGCUUGUCACCUACUCCUUUUUAUAGUUUGUAUACACUCUCUUCUUUCUCUCUCAAAACCAAAACAAAUCAUAAAAUUCUAACUCAAUUUUGUUUUUCCUUGAAUUCUUGUCUUGCUUUUUUAACUUCAUAUUUUAUGGACAAAUACAACUGCAAACUUUGCUACAGAAGUUUUAGCAAUGGAAGAGCAUUGGGAGGUCACAUGAGAUCUCACAUGAUGAAUUUGAUUGUUAAUAAACAAGAAGAAAAGUCAUCAAGAACAAUCCAACUUAGUUUUGAAGCUGAAUCAGCACCCUCAUCAACGUCAGAAGAAGACAAUGAUUGCUAUGAAAAGGAUCUUUGUUAUCCAAAGAGAAACAUUCCUCAUAUAAAUCAAGAUUUUACUAUUGAUAAUGAUUCCAUUCUUCCAGAUAGAGAGAGUGAAACGGAAUCGUCAAAGAAUAACCCAACUCGUAAAAGAUCCAAAAGGCUGUGGAAAAUUCGCGGGUUCGAUCCAAACUAUUAUGAUGAAUCUGUAAUGAAAAAAGUGAAGUUUUGUAACAAGACAGAAUCUUCGGUUGUUGAAUAUGAACCCGCUAGUUCCGUUUCAAAUGCAACAACAGAUGAAGAUGUUGCAUUUUGUCUAAUGUUGUUGUCCAGAGACAAAUGGAAUAAAGAGGGAGAUUACAAUGAAGAAGAUGAAAUUGACGAUGAAGUUGACGAAGACCCGGAAGAAGAAGAGGAUGAAGAAGAAGAUAAAAUUGAAAGAUCUUUGGAAGAGAGUGAUGAAUCUCAAGAGCAAAUUAAAGUGAUCAAGAAUAAUAAAUUACGUAAAGGAAGGUACAAAUGUGAAACAUGUAACAAAGUAUUUAAAUCAUAUCAAGCGUUGGGUGGUCAUAGAGCAAGUCACAAGAAGAUUAAAUUAAUGAACAUAAAUGUUGAAGAAUCACCACCUGAAUUUGAAAGUGGAAUAGUGGAAAAGAAAAUUCACGAAUGUCCUGUUUGUUUUCGGGUUUUUUCUUCGGGUCAAGCACUUGGUGGGCACAAAAGAACACAUGUUAUUCAUGGAUCAUCAACAACAACAACAACAGUUCCAAUUUUAAGUUCAACAAAAAUUGGAAAAAGUGUCAUAGAUCUUAAUCUUCCUGCUCCAAUUGAUGAUGAUGAUGUUAGUCAAAUCGAGAAUUCUGCUGUUUCAGAUGCAGAAUUUGUCAAAACCCGUUAGGGAUUGGUGCAUUGGUCACUUUUAUGAUCCAAAGGUAACAUUCUUUUUUUAAUUAUUCUUAAUAAUGUUAUGCAAAUUUUGUUAUACUUAUAUGGUUACUCAAAAUAAUACUUUAUUUAUGUAAUAAUAAUAAUAAUAAUAUAAUAUUUCUUCAAUGAUUCUAUUACUAACUGUAA
Cicer arietinum (chickpea) is the source of this 1611-nucleotide messenger RNA. Its product is annotated as zinc finger protein ZAT9-like. Gene Ontology annotation, biological process: regulation of DNA-templated transcription. NCBI's taxonomy places the organism in Eukaryota, Viridiplantae, Streptophyta, Magnoliopsida, Fabales, Fabaceae. The record is from RefSeq and is a predicted model, not a curated record.